CAAUUCCCGGCGGGAAGCGCGGUGAAGGGGGGUGGGAUCUGAACAUGGCUGCGGUGGUAGCUGCUACGGCGCUGAAGGGCCGGGGGGCGAGAAAUGCCCGCGUCCUCCGGGGGAUUCUCUCAGGAGAGAAGGCUUCCCAGAACCGGACCCGGGCGCUGCAAAGCCACAGCUCCCCGGAGUGCAAGGAGGAGCCGGAACCCUUAUCUUCUGAACUGGAAUACAUUCCUAGAAAGAGGGGCAAGAAUCCCAUGAAGGCUGUGGGACUAGCCUGGUACAGCCUGUACACGCGCACCUGGCUUGGGUACCUCUUCUACCGACAGCAGCUGCGGAGGGCUCGGAAUCGCUACCCCAAGGGCCACUCCAAAACUCAGCCCCGCCUCUUCAACGGAGUGAAGGUGCUUCCCAUCCCCGUCCUCUCGGAUAACUAUAGCUACCUCAUCAUUGACACCCAGGCCCGGCUGGCUGUGGCUGUGGACCCUUCAGACCCUCGGGCCGUACAGGCUUUCAUUGAAAAGGAAGGUGUUAACUUGGUCGCCAUUCUCUGCACCCACAAGCACUGGGACCACAGCGGAGGGAACCGUGACCUAAGUCGGCGGCACCGGGACUGCCGAGUGUAUGGGAGCCCCCAGGAUGGCAUCCCUUACCUUACCCACCCCCUGUGUCAUCAAGAUGUAGUCAGUGUGGGGCGCCUUCAGAUCCGGGCUCUGGCUACCCCGGGCCACACACAAGGCCAUCUGGUCUACCUGCUGGAUGGGGAGCCCUACAAGGGCCCCUCUUGUCUCUUCUCAGGAGACUUGCUCUUCCUCUCCGGCUGUGGGCGGACCUUUGAGGGCACUGCGGAGACCAUGCUGAGCUCACUGGACACUGUGCUGGGGCUGGGGGAUGACACGCUGCUGUGGCCUGGUCAUGAGUAUGCGGAAGAGAACCUGGGAUUUGCAGGUGUAGUGGAGCCUGAGAACCUAGCCCGGGAGAGGAAGAUGCAGUGGGUGCUGAGGCAGAGAAUGGAGCGCAGGAGCACGUGCCCAUCAACCCUGGGAGAGGAGCGCUCCUACAACCCCUUCCUGAGGACCCACUGCCUGGCGCUGCAGGAGGCUCUGGGACCAGGCCCGGGCCCAAUGGAGGACGAUUGCUUCUCCCGGGCUCAGCUCCUGGAAGAACUGCGUCGCCUGAAGGAUCUGCACAAGAGCAAGUGAUGCCCCCACCCCACACCAGCCCAUCCCCAAGGCGGGGCAACUGCCCACUGCUGCACCUCAUCAUCCCUCUCAUUGCCACCACCACCACCUCCAUCAGCACCCAGAGCUGCCAUCCUUCCACCACUGGUCAGGGGGAGGAGGGACAAUCCCUGCGACUG
This is a messenger RNA of Chrysochloris asiatica (Cape golden mole), 1351 nucleotides long. RefSeq names its product paroxysmal nonkinesigenic dyskinesia (gene PNKD). Gene Ontology annotation, molecular function: hydroxyacylglutathione hydrolase activity. The transcript has 10 exons. Gene Ontology annotation, cellular component: mitochondrion. The record is from RefSeq and is a predicted model, not a curated record. The coding region runs from base 45 to 1193 and encodes 382 amino acids. NCBI's taxonomy places the organism in Eukaryota, Metazoa, Chordata, Mammalia, Afrosoricida, Chrysochloridae.